Molecule: messenger RNA, 2062 nt
Organism: Hippoglossus stenolepis (Pacific halibut)
Lineage: Eukaryota; Metazoa; Chordata; Actinopteri; Pleuronectiformes; Pleuronectidae
Product: 14-3-3 protein epsilon
Exons: 7
Coding region: 156-878 (240 amino acids)
Biological process (GO): signal transduction
Cellular component (GO): cytoplasm
Source: RefSeq, a predicted model, not a curated record
GGUUCCCGGAUGGAGCGGCGCCGCCAUCUUUACGCCACUGCCACCGGUGGGUCUUCGAAUCAGCGGAGCCGCGGUGCAGUAGCUGAUCCGCCGAGCAGCCGACUAUCUUCCUCCCCCCCUGCUUCCCACCGGGACGCCACGACCAGCCGAGCACCAUGGCGGAACGAGAAGAGUGCGUGUACCAGGCACAGCUCGCCGAACAAGCCGAGAGAUACGACGAAAUGGUGGAGUUGAUGAAGAAAGUGGCCAGUCUGGACGGUUAUCUGAACGUGGAGGAGAGGAACCUGCUGUCGGUAGCGUACAAGAACGUGAUCGGAGCCAGAAGAGCCUCCUGGAGGAUAAUCAGCAGCCUUGAACAGAAAGAAGAAUCCAAAGGCGCAGAGGACAAACUAAAGAUGAUCAAAGAAUACGGAAAAACAAUCGAGAAAGAGCUGAAGGCAAUCUGCAACGACAUCCUGGACGUACUGGACAAGCACCUCAUCUUAGGUGCGAAAAAUGGAGAAUCUAAGGUUUUCUACUACAAAAUGAAGGGAGAUUACCACAGGUACCUUUCAGAGUUUGCCACAGGCAACGACAGGAAGGAGGCAGCAGAGAACAGCUUGGUAGCGUACAAGGCUGCUAGUGACAUCGCCAUGAUCGAACUCCCUCCAACGCACCCCAUCCGUCUGGGAUUGGCCCUAAACUUUUCAGUUUUCUAUUACGAAAUCCUCAACUCGCCAGACCGUGCUUGCAGGCUGGCGAAGGAAGCUUUCGACAGCGCAAUUUCCGAACUGGACACGCUGAGCGAGGACAGCUAUAAGGACUCUACACUUAUCAUGCAGUUGCUACGUGACAACUUGACACUAUGGACCUCGGACGUGCAGGGAGAUGACUCUUAAGGACAGCCCUCUCCUUCCCUCUUCCUCCAUUAUACAAGUGUAUUUUCUGAAGAACAGAACAAAGAACCAGUGCAAGAAGUGGUGGACGACCCCCCCCCAGAGUGAACAACACAAGACAAGCCCUCCUCCUCCUCCUCCCUGGUUUCUACCCCCCCAGCCCUCGCUCCUGUCCCCAGCCACCGUUUUCAACUGGGUUUAUACUGCAGCCCACUCUCUCUCUACCUUUUCCUCCAUUUCUACCCAUCUGUCACACCUGCUCCCAGUAUGCACGUCAUCUCCCAGUUCCCUCAGGACCCGCUCGGGUCUUCAUUUCCUCUCCCAGGGGCUCAACCUUUAUUUUUUCUUUUCUUUUUGGAUGACUCCUUUUUUUUUUUUUGCAAGUCUGUACCCUUUAAGGUUCAUGUCCUCUUUAUUUUUGUGGGUUUUAUUUUUGCUUUACUUUGCUCUAUCAUCUGUUGCCAAGUAUGCCUGCCUGUAUUUGUAACACACAUGUGUGAGAGUUUAUUUAAAGACGGAACUUUGCCGUUCAACUUUUUUUUGUUCCUGCGUGUGUGUGUUUUAUGAAUUCAUCGUCCAUGCUUCUGUCGGUCGGUUUUGCAAAUUGCGGAAAUAAAGUGGUGAUGGAAGGUUCAAAAGGGACGUGUUAAAGCUUUUAGGAAGAACUAAGUGCCCUGUUUACUUCGUGGUUACCCCACCUGCUCCUUCAACACAUCAAUAGAUCCUUUUUUAAAACGACAAACAGCAGAAUGUCCCCCCGUCUUCAAGCAUCACUCUGACCUCUGCUCUCGUCCACUCUCGGACCAAGUAUUGUGCUGCGAGGCUGUAGCUCUUUUGCUAAUGGCAGAUAGUUAGGUAAUGGCUUUUUAGCAGACAAAAUGUGUGUGUGUGCGUGGGAGGGGAAUGCUCUACACUCUUGAUUGUAACGUAAUGCACUAUAUUAAAAAACAAAACAAAAAAAGGUUUGGGAAAUAGAGGCCUGCUGUAUCUUUACUCCCCUGACUCUUCCAGGUUUCCUCUUCUCAACUCUCUCUUUCCUCUCUUUUCCUUCUGUUCAGUAUGUGUAACGUGAAUCUGAUUUGUACUACUGGAUAUUCUCACCGGAGCCACAAGUACCAUCUGUAUUCUUACUGAAACGCAGCAUGGAAUUAACAUUAAACUUCAGAUUGAAAAAAAAAAAAUGAUUU